UGCUGCGUUAUACUUUUUUUAUAUCCUAUGUAUAAUACAUCUAUAAAAUGACCUACUUGCUUCAAAGACACCGAAAACAUAUAAAUAACAUCGUAUUUCUACAUAGCAUCAUCACAUCUAUUUGUAUUACAUCCAAGAUUCAGACUGUGUUUUUUUCGGAUUACAAGUAAUUCAAAGCAGAAAUGAAGCUAAUAAUUGUGCUAGUAAUGAUGUUGGUUUGUGUGUACAGCAUGAGUAUUGAAAAGAAUAUACCUAAGAGUCACGAUGUACCACCCAAAAGACAAGUUGCAGAAACUAAAGUUGAAAAAAAGAAACGUAGCGAUGAUGGUGAUGAGGAAAUAUGCGAUGACGAUGAUGAAGAUUGCGAAGACGUAGUAGAUAUAGAAGAAUGCAAUGAAGAUGAUGAUGAUUGUGAAGAGGAAAAAAAGAAAAAGAAAAGGGAAACUAAAUCUAAAUUAAAGAAACGUAACGAUGACGAAGAAGAGGAAGAAUGCGAAGAAGAUGACGAAGAUUGCGAAGUUGAAGUAGAUAUAGAAGAAUGCAAUGAAGAUGAUGAUGAUUGCGAAAAUGGAGGAGAAACAGAAGAAUGCGAUGAAGAAGACGAUGAUUGCUAUGAUGAAGAUAAGAAGAAAAAAAAGGAAAACAAACUGAAAAAAGAAAGUAAGAAGAAAAAUUCAAAAAAAACAGUGUCAAAGAAUGCAAAGAAAAGUUCUAAAAGAUCAACGAAUACAAAAAAGACCAGCCAAAAAAAGCAACAAAAUAAAAGAGGCGCAAUUCAAAAAAACCUUAAAGCUAAAAGAAGCAAACUUUAAAAAAAAAUUCAACCUGAAUUUUUAAUUAAUGUAUUUUUGUAAAAGUUACGGCGUUUUUUAAUAUUAUGUUUAUUUUUUGAUUGCGUUUUUUGUAGCUCUACUUUUUAAAGCCAAGGUAGAGUUUUCAGUAUAACACAAUAUUUAAAUUA
Messenger RNA from Hydra vulgaris (swiftwater hydra), 961 nucleotides. Its product is annotated as KS1 protein-like. The record is from RefSeq and is a predicted model, not a curated record. Lineage: Eukaryota; Metazoa; Cnidaria; Hydrozoa; Anthoathecata; Hydridae.